This is a messenger RNA of Tachysurus fulvidraco (yellow catfish), 1768 nucleotides long. It is a transcript of the gene hoxa11b, whose product is annotated as homeobox A11b. Bases 165 to 1028 code for a protein of 287 amino acids. Gene Ontology annotation, biological process: anatomical structure development; regulation of transcription by RNA polymerase II. Lineage: Eukaryota; Metazoa; Chordata; Actinopteri; Siluriformes; Bagridae. Gene Ontology annotation, cellular component: nucleus. The record is from RefSeq and is a predicted model, not a curated record. The transcript has 2 exons. Gene Ontology annotation, molecular function: DNA-binding transcription factor activity, RNA polymerase II-specific; RNA polymerase II cis-regulatory region sequence-specific DNA binding.
GCUCAUGGUCACAUGACUUUCUGCUCUCUGCAAUGGAUGGAGAUGGAUCUCCACGUCACCUCACUGCUCAAAAUUUGUACUCGGCGAUUGCGCUCCAAACCCACUAGAGCUCUGCUCGGCACAACGAUGUGAAGCAGGACCGGCGCUUUGGUACGGGCCAUUAGAUGAUGGAUUAUGAUGAGCGCGUGCCCGUUGGUUCUAAUAUGUAUUUACCUAACUGCACUUACUACGUUUCUGGAACGGACUUUUCCAGCCUUCCUCCUUUUCUGCCCCAGACCCCGUCUACUUGCCCCAUGACAUACUCCUACUCAUCGUCUAGUCUGCCCCAGGUUCAGUCCGUCCGAGAGGUAGCGUUCAGAGACUAUGCCAUUGACCCUGCCAGCAAGUGGCACCACCGGGCCAAUCUGCCACAUUGCUACGCGCCAGAAGACAUUGUGCACCGAGACUGUCUUCCGAACCCCGGGACUUUAGGGGACAUGUUCUCGAAAAACAGCUCGGCUGUUUACCACUCGGGUUCCGGACAUGCUUCCGGCGUGUAUGGCAGCGUCGGAAGGAACGGAGUUUUGCCCCAAGCUUUUGAUCAGUUUUUCGAAACGGCUUACGGCAACGUGGAUAAUCAUAGCAUCGAGCAGGCAGCGAGCAGAUCUAGCAGCAAUAAAGCCCCUCCAGCAGCUGCGGCAGCACUAAGCUCGGGGACAGAGCCAUGCCGAGACCUCGAGGACGCAGAUCGCCGCGAGGAGACCAGCAGUCCCGAAUCGUCUUCCGGCAACAACGAAGAAAAAUACGCGAGCACAAAUGGACAAAAAACCCGCAAGAAGAGAUGCCCCUACUCCAAGUAUCAAAUAAGGGAACUGGAAAGAGAAUUUUUCUUUAGCGUUUACAUAAACAAAGAGAAGAGGCUACAGCUAUCCAGGAUGCUUAACCUCACCGACCGUCAAGUAAAAAUCUGGUUUCAAAACAGGAGAAUGAAGGAAAAAAAGUUGAACAGAGACCGUUUACAGUACUAUUCGGCAAACCCUUUGCUGUAAAGGUUGUGUGUGAGAGAGAUAGGGUGAACUUCAAGGUCGCGGCGCCUGCACAUUCCAGGAGCGGAUCUGAAGGUCCAAAACCUCAUUUCACCAUAUAUAGGCUAUGCAAUAUCGGCGAUAUUAUUAUUAUUAUUAUUAUUAUUAUUAUUAUUAUUAUUAUUAUUAUUAUUAUUAUUAUUAUUAUUAUUAUUAUUAUUAUUGCAUCGCCAUUCACUCAGCAGUGUCAGAUACAUUUUACAGGGUUUUAUCUUUUAUUGAUGUAUGGCUUUAUUUUCUGAUGAUCGUGUGUACUUUAUAUUUAUAAAUGUGAUAUGUAUACCUGUUCAAAACAAUGUAUGGGGAAAUUCGUUCUUUAGAAGGAAAUUCACUUAAAGGAAGGAUCAUUAAUUCGAUUGUCUUUAUAUUGACAUAAUUGUUUUUCUUUCUAUUUCUUUCUCUUUUUUGUCAUAGCAAAUGAAUUAGUUUGUAAGGAUCAUCUUCUACUUGAAUUGUGUCUUUUUUAUUGCUAGACUUUCAUCUAAGCCUUAAUGAGCUGAUAUAAUGAAUAAAAAAAGUUGUAGGAACUAUAAGAUUAUAUAAAGAACAACUUAAAAGCAAUAGCCAAGUCGACAAGGACACUGUUUAACAUGAUAUUAUCAUAUCAUAAAUAUCUUUGAAUUGUCAUACUGUAAUUUUUCCAACUUGUGAUACAUUGGACUAUGCAUUCAGAACUCGUAUAUAAAUCGAUUCGUGAAAAGAAA